AUGCCCGCAGAAUCCAGACCUGGCCUGCCUUCUCGCCAAUUGAGCACCACGAGCGGCGACUUUUCCUCGUCACAUUCGCAAGAUGCCCGCAAAUACCUGGGCACCUAUGGCCUCACCCCGCCAGCUGUAGAGAGCUUCGAAACACAGUCGCAGCGAUGCCUCCGCCUCCUAGCAAUGAAGCCAACGCCCAUUGAGAAGUUCCAAUAUCUCGUCCACCUCAAGGCCACCAACGUCCACCUGUUCUACAGGCUCUUGUCAGAAAACAUCAAGGAAUUGACCCCCCUCAUCUACACCCCCACCGUCGGCGAGGCCUGCGUACGAUGGCACGAAAUCUGGACACAACCCGAGGGCAUGUACCUCUCGUGGAACGACCGUGGCAACCUCCGCCAGAUUCUCGAUAACUGGCCUCACAACGUUGACAUCACCGUCCUCACCGACGGCUCCCGUAUUCUCGGUCUGGGAGAUCUAGGCGUGAACGGCAUGGGCAUUCCUGUGGGCAAGCUGUCUCUGUACACUGCCUGCGCUGGUAUCAACCCAGACGCAACACUCCCCCUCUGCUUGGAUUUGGGUACCAACAACCAGGCUCUGCGUGAGGACCCUCUAUACAUGGGCUCUCGCAUGCCAAAGGUCACCCCAGAGCAGGAGUGCGAGUUCUUGGACGAGCUCAUGGAGGCUCUGACCGACAAAUGGCCAAGCAUCGUCAUCCAAUUCGAGGACUUCAAGAACCCCUUCCCCGCCAUUGAACGCUACCAAAACAAAUACACCAUGUUCAACGAUGAUGUCCAGGGUACUGGCGCUGUCAUUGUGGGUGGCUUCAUCAACGCUGUCAAGGCAUCUGGCGUUCCCGUCAAAGAUCACAAAGCCAUCUUCCUUGGUGCUGGCAGCGCUGGUACCGGUGUUGCCAGGCAGAUUGUCGAGUUCUUCAUCAAGGAGGGCUUGACCGAGGACGAGGCUCGCCGAAAGUUUUGGUUCGUCGACUCAAACGGUCUCGUUACCCAGGAUCGUGGCGAUAAGUUGGCGGAUCACAAAGUCUACUUUGCCCGGGACGACAAUAAUGGUCGCCAAUACCAGUCGCUCGCUCGCUUGAUUGACUUUGUGCAACCCACCAUCCUCAUGGGUCUUUCCACGAUUGGUGGUGCCUUCACAACGGAGAUUCUGCAGAAGAUGGCCAAGCUGAACGACCGGCCUAUCAUCUUCCCUCUCUCCAACCCCUCUAGCAAGUCUGAGUGCACUUUCGAGGAGGCUGUUGUCAACACAGAAGGCCGCUGUCUCUUCGCUUCCGGCUCUCCAUUUCCAUCCAUGGAGUGGGAUGGCAAGCUUCUCACGCCUGGCCAGGGAAACAACAUGUACGUGUUUCCCGGUAUCGGUCUUGGUGCCAUCAUCUCCAAGGCCGUUUCGGUGACUCAGGACAUGAUUUACGCUUCUGCGGAAUCGCUGUCAACCUCCCUUAACGAGCAGGAAAUUGCAGAUGGCUGGCUAUAUCCCGACAUCCGUCGCAUUCGUGAAGUGUCCGUUGUCGUGACACGGGGCGUCAUCCGCGCAGCCCAAAGGAACGGCGUCGACCGUGCUACCGAGUUGCGAAAUCUGUCUGAUGAGCAGCUUGACGUGCACAUCAAGAAGAACAUGUACAACCCAUACGCUGAGCGCGAGUACUUUGGCAACAAGGUCUCCAACCUUGUCGCCGACCACAGCAGCACCCAGACCAACGGCAUCAGCGAGAUUUCAACUGGUGUCGCACACUUGUAG
Plenodomus lingam JN3 is the source of this 1746-nucleotide messenger RNA. RefSeq lists its product as uncharacterized. Gene Ontology annotation, molecular function: malate dehydrogenase (decarboxylating) (NAD+) activity; NAD binding. The record is from RefSeq and is a predicted model, not a curated record. Gene Ontology annotation, cellular component: mitochondrion. Gene Ontology annotation, biological process: malate metabolic process; pyruvate metabolic process. Lineage: Eukaryota; Fungi; Ascomycota; Dothideomycetes; Pleosporales; Leptosphaeriaceae.